UCACGCAGGAUAUUCUGCCGUGCGUCGCAGUCACGCAGGAUAUUCUGCCGUGCGCCGCAGUCACGCAGGAUACUCUGCCGUGCACCGCAGUCACGCAGGAUAUUCUGCCGUGCGCCGCAGUCACGCAGGAUAUUCUGCCGUGCGCCGCAGUCACGCAGGAUAUUCUGCCGUGCACCGCAGUCACGCAGGAUAUUCUGCCGUGCGCCGCAGUCACGCAGGAUAUUCUGCCGUGCGCCGCAGUCACGCAGGAUAUUCUACCAUGCGCCGCAGUCACGCAGGAUACUCUGCCGUGCACCGCAGUGAAGAAGAUCAGCCUGCCUGCCUCGAGGAGAACAUCCAGAACCUGAAGAUCUCUGGCCGGGAAUAUUCCUUGUCGAGGAUGUUCCUUAAGACAUAUUCCCUCGUCAAUAAGAUUCCUCGUUGA
Messenger RNA from Hyalella azteca, 424 nucleotides. RefSeq lists its product as uncharacterized. The annotation marks the transcript as partial. The transcript has a single exon. The record is from RefSeq and is a predicted model, not a curated record. Lineage: Eukaryota; Metazoa; Arthropoda; Malacostraca; Amphipoda; Hyalellidae.